AUGUCGAGUUCUCAAAGACGAUCUAGGCGUGGUAGUGGAAUUUCAAAAAGUCAAAGAAAAAAACCUUACUAUAAGAAAAAAAAUAAUAUCGCAGCAUUUCAACCAGGAAUAUCCGGAGUCUUUGUUAGUUGCGCAAAGAAUAAGGAAGAUCUUUGUAUAAGAGAAUGCUAUGAUUUAUUCGACGUAUACGCAGACUUAAUUUACAAACAUGAUGAUUUGACAGAUGUUGUAGAUGAUAAUGAAGCGAAUAAAGCAAUAGAUGAUGAUAAAGCAAUAGAUGAUGAUAUUGAAAGCUCUAUUGCUAAAGAACUCGCACAAAUGAAGCGACCACAUACAUCACGUAGAUUUGCAUCAAUUCAAACGGGAACAGAUUGUGAUCCAGUUCAAUUAGUUCACUAUAUAUUGACCGAUUUAAAUAAUACUAAGCAAAAGAAAACGAGGUGGGAGAUUGAAUCGCUUUUUUCUACCGAAGUAGUGCUGUAUCCUCAUUUUCAUAAACAGGGACAAGAUCAGCAACAAAAGAUAAAGUACGCCAUAAUUCCAAAUACUCGAAAUAACAAUAAAAUAGACAGAAUGGAAUUGAUUCAACAGAUUGCAAGUGUUGUUGGUGAUUAUCAUGUUGUCAAUCUUGAUAAACCAGAUUUGGUUAUCAUUGUUGAAAUUUUUAAGAGUGUAUGUGGGAUUAGCGUUCUUUCUGACUAUAAGACAUUGAAGAAAUAUAAUCAACAAAUCGGUAAAGAAGUGCAGCAGCUUGAUGACUACACACAAAAAGACAUACCAAAAGAUAUACGAGGGGAGCUAGAUGAAGAAAAUAA
Molecule: messenger RNA, 815 nt
Organism: Racocetra persica
Lineage: Eukaryota; Fungi; Glomeromycota; Glomeromycetes; Diversisporales; Gigasporaceae
Source: the annotation of a GenBank genome assembly